Molecule: messenger RNA, 2496 nt
Organism: Coccinella septempunctata (seven-spotted ladybird)
Lineage: Eukaryota; Metazoa; Arthropoda; Insecta; Coleoptera; Coccinellidae
Exons: 7
Coding region: 171-2270 (699 amino acids)
Source: RefSeq, a predicted model, not a curated record
GUGCUGUCAAAACCAAUAUUACAUAAACGUUGUUUCAUUGUUACGUUAACGUUAUUAAUAAGUACAAAAUUUUGUUGAAAUGUUCCUAAGUCUUGUAGAUAUGUAACAAUAUCAAUUUGAUUUUCAAGAAAUACCCCACACAUUUCUUCAAAGGGAAAAAUCUCCUAUAAAUGGACCAGAAUCGGCCGGACAACAGUUCUCAGCAGCAAAACGUGCAUCUACACAUGCAUCAAGUCGUCUGUGGUUGUCACGGCAACAUAUAUCCCACCCCCGCCUACUACCAGCCCGUUAGUUUCCGCACUCCACCGCCACCGAUGGUAGCCUACAACGCUCAACAGCUUGCAAGACCAUACCUGCAACAUUAUCAGUACACCCAGUUCAAUCAGUACUCUCUGCCUGUACCACAAGUGGCUGGCGGUACAGCUGCCACGGUUUACUCUGCAAACAACCAGACCGACAUCCUCUUCGGUAGUUCUGGCAGGGAUCGAAGAGAAAGGCUAGAGGUACAAGAAGAGGUCCUCGAGGCUGAAAAACCUAGCGAGUCUUCUGGUUUUGAUUACGGACAUGUUUCUCCCCCUCCCAAUAAGGAUUUACUGAUGGGUAACGUAGACGAUAACAUGUCCGACAACUUCGUCAAAUUUCUCGAGAGGAGCUGUAUAACCGCCGAACAAAUCGCACACAGAAACAGAAACCGCCCGUGUUUCCGCAACAUACAGAAUCUGUGCGUACGUACGAGAUCGGAGAUAUUGAAACCUUGCACCACGGUAUCGAACAUACACUCGCAGGGUAUACCGUGGGCGACCAAAGACUUCAUCUACGCCUUCGUCAGACUGACCAACUGCUGGCACAUCCUGAGGGGCUACUGGGAGAACAGGGACGGUCCGGCCAUUGGGAAGAUCACCAGGGAGCUGACGCCCGAGUUCAGAGAAUGUUACGUCAGAUGGGAGAAGGAGACCAUGGAACUGGCCGCCCAGCUGACCAAGGUCUUCUACAAUCUGGACACGAACAUAAAUAGUCCGUUGCAUACGGGCAGUAUCCAUUCGGCCAAUAAUCUCGUUCCUCCGCAGGUACAAUAUCUCCAGAUAAAUCUCAUGAAGAACGCGGAAUUCACCAAAACAACCUGCGUAGAAACCAUGACCUCCACAGCAGCUCCGGCCCAGACCCCAAUCAUGUCCUCCAAGAGUACCAGAGGCGUCCUACACCUCCCAUCGCCGACGGAAACGGUUGACCAGGGGAAUCAGACCUGUUCCGGAGACUUUUUCUCGAAAUCCCCGGAGAACACCGAAUGCCUGGUAAUGGACAACGAAGAGGAGGAAGACAUGUCCAAGGUCUACAUGAAACCAGGCAGCUACAGUGUCCCGAAAAGGACUGUGGCUAACAACACGGAGACCACGCUGAUGAACGGGAGUCCGAGGACUAUAGAGUUUUUGGAAACGGCUCAGAAUGUGAACAAGGUGAUGGAAGCUGCGACUGACCGUUACUGGUCCACCAAUCACAACAAGAAAGUUAUUGCGAAGCCAGUGAAGGAGGACGUACGAGUAGAGCCCCAUCAAUUCAACGUUCAGAAAUGGAUUAUAAGCAGUCGUUUCUCGGAUUACGACAAUGCCUCGACCGGAUCAUCGUCGCCACCAAAUAUCGGAGCCUACUACAUCGAUACGCCACCGAUAACCUACGGCGAUGUCAACCACCAGCAAGAGGCGGACUUACCAUCCCAAAAAGCCGGCACUUACACCCUGCUGCAGAGGGAAAAGACCUCCCUGUUGUCCACGCCCAAGAGCUGCCUCAACGGAAGGAGCGACUUUGGCGUCGCCUACCGCAAGAAGAACGAUCUCAAGAAAUCCCUCAAGUCGACAUACGAGGACAAGCUGGGCGGUUUGACAGAGAUCGCGGUCGACGUUCUUGAGAAAAUCGUCGCGGAAUUGAAGACUACGGAGUUUGCUGAUUACAUCUCGCAAGUGAAGACGGAAGAUCAUUUGCCAGCUUCCAACCUCGAUUGGAUACUGAACAAAUUGAAAACGAAUCAGUACAAGUUCGUGAACGAAGUUGUUCGUGACCUCUAUUAUGUGGUGAAUUUCACAUCGAUAUAUUACGGGAAUUUCCUCGAUUUGGACUCGAAAAUAGACGCCUUCGUCCAAAGGAUCCAGACGAUGCUCGAGACGAGAUUCAAUCACUUCGACUUCUCGACCAUAAACGGACUCAAAGACGAACUGGUCGGUCCGUUGAAACUGAAAAUGACAAAACUUGACGGCGAUGGCGAUCGUAUGAGCUAAAUAUUAAAUAGUGUUUAUGUCAAGAACUCUUGAAACUUCUGAACAUUUCUCCAAGAAUCAAUUGACAAAUCAGCCAUAGUUCUAUCAGAAAAAUAUUUGUUUUAUGUGACGAAUAUUCAAAGUUUUCUUUAGUACAAAUUUAAAAAAUUUAAACAUUUUGUGUCGAAAUAAUGGUCGCAUGUUUUAUAUUUCUAUUUUAUAAUAUAUAUGGAUCAAUUGACUUUUA